Messenger RNA from Cokeromyces recurvatus, 2104 nucleotides. RefSeq lists its product as uncharacterized. Lineage: Eukaryota; Fungi; Mucoromycota; Mucoromycetes; Mucorales; Mucoraceae. Bases 22 to 1992 code for a protein of 656 amino acids. Gene Ontology annotation, biological process: regulation of DNA-templated transcription. The transcript is spliced from 5 exons. The record is from RefSeq and is a predicted model, not a curated record. Gene Ontology annotation, molecular function: zinc ion binding; sequence-specific DNA binding.
CAGUAGUAGUUCUAUUAUAUAAUGUCAACAUCAGGACUGAUUGCUGCUAAAAAAAGAAUCGAAAAUGCAGCUCGAAAAUACGAAAUACCAAUUGAAUCUACCCCAACAGAUGUUGAUUCUUAUCAAAAUGGUAUACUCUUUCUUUCAUUAUUUCAGUCUCGACUUAACUGGACAAGCUCUGUAUUCUCAAAAUAUAAACUUGAUCCAGUUCAACAACCAAAAAGAACGACUCAUUCACGUAAAAAAUGGCCCAACAUGAAAUAUAUAAGCACUUGUAAUUUGGAACUCGGUGCUCAUGUAUUUAUGAAUACACCAUUUUAUAAAGCAAUACGAUGUGAAAGUUGGGGAUCCAUUGCUAAAAGUCAAGGCUUAAAUGUUCCUGAAGAAGAGACGGCACAAUUAGAACAAAAGGAGGAAACAUUGACAUUUGUAGAUAUUGUAUUUGAAUUAAAGGAUGUUCCAAAUGAACGUUUUAUUUUCCCUAAAGAUACCAUAUUAGAGAUUAUACCCAUAAGUGGAGAAGCCUAUAAAACAAUCCAUGCAUCAUUCAUAUUACCUCUUGAUGAAAACGUAGCAGACGAAUUUUUCAUGUCACCAAAGGAUAAAAUACUAAAAUAUGGGGAAUCAAGUCAAUUGUCUUGUAUUCAGGAAUUUAUCAAACUAAAUAAGGAUGAUAAGAAAAAAAGUAAAGAGAUAGAAAAGGAAAGAAAUUAUCAGCCUGUAAAUAUUCGAAUGACCAAAGCGGAUCUAUCGCUUGUAGAAGCUCUUGAAAAUUAUGUAUACAAAAUGCAAGAUGUUAGAAGAAGCAUGAAAGAUAAAUUAAAGCAUGCACAAGGAAAAAAGAGUUAUAUAAAAUUUGAUUUAUCUGAUGACCUUAGUCAUAGUAAUAAAAUUCAAGAAUUAGUUAAAAAGGCAACCACAGUACCGGAUCUAACGACUGGACCCAUUCAAGCAGAAAAGAAACGUAACGAGAUUCUGAAUGCAAUUAAGCUAGGCAAACGAGAAAGAGAUGAGAAAUUUGAGUCGGAAUUACCCAAGAAUAAAUAUAUAAAUGUGAAAGAGGAUACUCUAUUCAAAUGUGCAUAUUGCAGUACAAAAUACACGACUAUGUGGAGAUCAGGACCUGCAGGUCAUGGUACUCUUUGUAAUAGUUGCGGUAUUCAAUGGAAACAAGGAGAGAUUUUGAUAGAUGCACCUGUAAUCAGUAUGAAAGAGGAAAGGCGUAUAAUAAAGGAGAAAAAGGAACGUGAAAGAGCAGCAGAAUUAGCAGAGCUAGAAAAAACGGAGCAUGAAACAAAGCGACACCAAAAGAAAAAUGCACGUCAAGAGACUAGCUAUCAAGUACAAGAUUUGGGUCGUUUCGCUGUUCAAUUACUACAACAAAAGUAUCGACACCAAGGUAAAAAGGGCACUAUAAUACCUGAAGUGGAGUCCUCAACACAUUCUUCAGAGGGUAAAAAAAAGAGUAAUAAGGAGACAAUACCAAAAUCCAAAGAACAGUUAAAUAUAAUAGAUAAUACAUCAUCAAAUCAAACAUCACCCUCAUUACAGCCACAGGUACAACCACCGCAAGAUCCACCAAAGCCCUUAUCCCUUUAUAGUCCUGCUGGUAUACCUUUACCUACUUUAUCUAUCGAAUUUGCGAACCAAAUAGAAUUUAUUCAUCCAAAUUGUGGUAUUACUAUGCUUGAUCGUUAUUUAUCUGUUCGUUUAUGUAAAAAUGAGUGUGAACAAACUACAAUUGAGCUUCAUAAAAAGGAUUUAAUAAAUGCAACAUUUGAAGUUGUAAACGAAUGGUAUACUGCUGAUCAACAAAGGGAGGUUUUGAAGAUGAAAGUGUCCCCUCCUGACUCAAAAACAUGUCUUGUCUUUGGUCAAUCAAUUCAUUCACAUCCUAUUGUCAUCAGGUACCUAGAAAAAUUAGAUCCAAAUGGAGGGGCUGUAGUACAACGAAUUAUACAAAGGUGGCUUAUUACUGCUCCUCAAGAAUGAAUCAUAUAAUAAAUGAAGAUAUAUGAAGGAGAUAUAAUGGUGUGUGCAACAUUAUUUAUUGCCUAUAAAAUAAUAUGGGAGGCGGGGAAGUUUUUUUUUUCUUUUCUCUCUU